CGCGAAACCGCUUGGGGCCAAAAUGAGGGCCCUUAAAAUUUUCCAAAGGCUGGUGACCAAGGGCAGACUUCCCCCCCCCAAAGGGCUCCAUGGGGCAACUACACGAAAAUUUACAAAUGAAGGAAAAAAAAUUUGGUACAGUGGACCCAAAGAUACAUAUAUAAACUCCGGAUUCGAACUAAAAAACGAAGACACAGAAAAACUAAUCGAAUUACUGAAGGAGAGUUUAAAGUUAAAGCUACUCUCUUGUACAUACUGCUCGGAAGAAAUAGCCAAGCAUUAUUUAGAGCUAGCCAUUAUGGAACACAAAAAUUUACUACUAAAUGACUCAAAAAAUCAUUAUUUAAAAAGUUUUGAUAUAUAUAAAAAAAUUUUUGGAGAAUUAAGUAUCAUGUGUGCAAACAUACAAACGUAUUUAGGCGUUGUACAUAAAGAUAUGGGGGACUUAAAAAAGGCAGAAGAAUUUUUGCAAUUAUCGCUAGCUAAUAAGAGGCUAUUAAUUAAGGAUGAAAAUUAUUUAAUUAUCGACACACUGAAUAACCUCGGCUCUUUGUAUCAGCACAAGGGAGAGUUUGAAACUUCUGUUGGCUAUUUUGAGGAUUGCAUAAGGACCCUAAUUUCUUCUCCCAUCGAGCUGAACAAAAAUGAACAGAUAGCUUUGUGCUAUUAUAAUCUCGCCUUUUCCUACUUAGGGUUAAAUGAUCCUCAUUCUGCUAUCACUUGCUUAAUUCGAUCCUACACUGUUGCGCAGGAAAUAUUCGGUCCGGAUCACACCCUGACGGUUCGGAUUAAGGAGCUGCGAAACAGGUUGGAACGGGAGGUGGACGCGGCAAAGUG
Molecule: messenger RNA, 837 nt
Organism: Plasmodium cynomolgi strain B
Lineage: Eukaryota; Apicomplexa; Aconoidasida; Haemosporida; Plasmodiidae
Product: hsp70 interacting protein
Exons: 1
Molecular function (GO): protein binding
Source: RefSeq, a predicted model, not a curated record